AUGGUAGAGGCACAUUUGCUGCCUCCGAGAGCCAUGUACAUUGCCCCAUUUUCAGGCAUUCACGGGGUCUCAGUUGCCAUUAGCAAUCUUCUCACAGACCCCAUAACUGGUCCUCCAGAAAGAGUCAGAAAUGCAGUGACCUAUGAUGACGUGCAUGUUGACUUCACUUGGGAAGAAUGGACUUUGCUGAAUCCUUCCCAGAAGAGUCUCUACAAAGAUGUGAUGGUAGAGACCUACAGAAACCUCACUACUAUAGGAUAUAAUUGGGAAGACCAUAAUAAUGAACAAUGUUGUCAAAAUUCUAGAAGACUUGAAAGGCAUGAAAAAACACACACUAGAUUGAAACCUUAUGAAGAAAAUGAGUAUGGUAAAGCCUUUUCAUAUCACACUCAUCUUCAAAUGCAUAAAAGAUCAUACACCGGAGAGAAACCCUAUGAAUGUAACAAGUGUUGCAAAACCUUUACACGUCACCAUACUCUUCAAAUGCAUAAAAGAACACAUACUGGAGAGAAGCCCUAUGAAUGUAAUCAGUGCGGUAAAGCCUUCGCACGGCAAGACCAUCUUCAAACUCAUGAAAGAAGCCAUACUGGAGAGAAACCUUAUGAAUGUAAUCAGUGGGGUAAAGCCUUUGCAGAUCACAGUAAUCUCCAAAAGCAUAAAAUAACCCAUACUGGAGAGAAACCCUAUAAAUGUAAUCAGUGUGACAAAGCCUUUGUACAUCUGAAUACUCUCCGAAAGCAUAAAAGAACCCAUACUGGAGAAAAACUGUAUGAAUGUAAUCAGUGUGGUAAAGCCUUCACAAGGCAAGACCAUCUUCAAACUCAUGAAAGAACCCAUACUGGAGAGAAACCCUAUGAGUGUAAUCACUGUGGUAAAGCCUUUGCUGAUCAAAGUAGUCUCCAAAGACAUAAAAGAAGCCAUACUGGAGAGAAACCCUAUGAAUGUAAUCAGUGUGGUAAAGCUUUCGCAUAUUCCAAUAGUCUCCAAUAUCAUGAAAGAAGCCAUACUGGAACGAAACCCUAUGAAUGUAAUCAGUGUGGUAAAGCCUUCGCACAGCACAGUUAUCUUCAAACUCAUGAAAGAAGCCAUACUGGAGAGAAACCCUAUGAAUGUAAUCAGUGUGGUAAAGCCUUUGCAGAUCACAGUACUCUCCGAAAGCAUAAAAGAAGCCAUACUGGAGAGAAACCUUAUGAAUGUAAUCAGUGUGGUAAAGCUUUCGCAAGAUCCCGUAGUCUCCAGGAUCAUGAAAGAAGCCAUACUGGAGAGAAACCCUAUGAAUGUAAUCAGUGUGGGAAAGCUUUCGCAUAUUCCAGUAGUCUCCAUGAUCAUGAAAAAACCCAUACUGGACAGAAACCCUAUGAAUGUAAUCAGUGUGGCAAAGCCUUUGCAUAUCCCAGUAUUCUCCGAAAGCAUAAAAGAACCCAUACUGGAGAAAAACUGUAUGAACGUAAUCAGUGUGGCAAAGCCUUUGUAUAUCCCAGUAGUUUCCAAAAACAUAAACGAACCCAUAAUGUAAAGAAACCCUAUGAAUGUAAUCAGUGUGUUGAAGCCUUUGCACAGCACAUUCAUCUACAAAGUCAUGAAAGUAGCCAUGUUGGUGAGAAAACCCUAUAAAAGUAAUCAGUGUGGUAAAGCCUUUGUUUGUCACAGUAGUCUCCAAGCACAUGAAAGAACACAUACUGGAGAGAAACCCUAUGAAUAUAAUCAAUGUUGUAAAGCCUUUGCAUGUAUAGUGAUCUCUGAAAACAAAAGAACCCAUACAGGGUAGAAACAUUACAUAUGUAAUUAUUGUGCUAAAGGCUUUGCUUAUCAUAGUCAUCUUCAAAGACAUGAACUAACACAUGCUGGAGAGAAAUCCUAUGAAUGUAAUGAGUGUGGUAAAGCCUUUGCACUUCACAGGACUCUUCAAAUGCAUAAAAGAUCACACACUGGAGAUUAAGUCUGUGAAUAUCAUCAGUAUGGUAAAGCAUUUGAAUAUAUGAAUAAUCUAAGUCACGAGAAAAAUCAUACUGCAUAGAAAGCCUUUGAAUAUAUUCAGUAUGAUAAAGUUUUGUACUUUAUAUAGGAAUACAACUUUUUGUGUGCAAUAAUCUGUUAAAAUCUCUGUAUAUUACAAUAGACAAUGACUACGUGAAAAAGAUACUGAGGACUUCUUAUUAUAAAGUAUUUGGUAAGAUCUUCAGUCAAAACACUUAUAAUCACCUACACAGUGAUUUGAGUUUCCCUUCUGUAUGCUGUGAAUAUAUUUUGUUACCAUUGUUAAUAAAGAAGCUGCUUUGGUCCCUUCGCAGGGCAGAAUAGAGCAAGGCAGGAAUUCCACGCAGAGAUAGAGGAG
This is a messenger RNA of Microtus oregoni (creeping vole), 2335 nucleotides long. Its product is annotated as zinc finger protein 431-like. Bases 1 to 1614 code for a protein of 537 amino acids. The transcript is spliced from 4 exons. The record is from RefSeq and is a predicted model, not a curated record. Lineage: Eukaryota; Metazoa; Chordata; Mammalia; Rodentia; Cricetidae. Gene Ontology annotation, cellular component: nucleus. Gene Ontology annotation, molecular function: RNA polymerase II cis-regulatory region sequence-specific DNA binding; DNA-binding transcription activator activity, RNA polymerase II-specific. Gene Ontology annotation, biological process: regulation of transcription by RNA polymerase II.